Molecule: messenger RNA, 1143 nt
Organism: Phaeoacremonium minimum UCRPA7
Lineage: Eukaryota; Fungi; Ascomycota; Sordariomycetes; Togniniales; Togniniaceae
Product: putative ubiquitin fusion degradation protein
Exons: 3
Coding region: 1-1143 (380 amino acids)
Cellular component (GO): VCP-NPL4-UFD1 AAA ATPase complex
Molecular function (GO): polyubiquitin modification-dependent protein binding
Source: RefSeq, a predicted model, not a curated record
AUGUAUGCGUACGGUGGCGGGUUCGACCCGAACAACCCCGAGCAUCUAUACAACAUGGCUCGAUCCGGGAUGAUGCGCAGACCUGCCGUGCAGCGCUUCGACGAAUACUACCGGUGCUACCCCAUCGUAAUGGCACCUGGUCCCGACCGCCCCGAACUCAACUACGGAUCCAAGAUCUUCUUGCCGCCUUCCGCCCUCGACAAGGUGUCGAAGUUGCAUGUCCAGUGGCCGCUACAGCUGGAGCUCAUAAACGGCGAGAAGGGCAAGCAUACACACUCGGGUGUCUUGGAGUUCUUGGCUGAGGAGGGCAGGGCCUAUCUGCCCCAAUGGCUCGAUGUUGGAGAUAUGAUUCAGAUCAAGACGACCUCCUUGGAGCUGGCAAAGAUGGUGAAGCUGCAGCCACAGUCAGUCAACUUCCUGGAUAUAAGUGAUCCCAGGGCUGUCUUGGAGCGUGCUUUCCGAAACUUCGCCGCCUUGACCAAGGGUGACGUCUUCAGCUUCGAGUACAACGACACCGUGUUUGAUGUUGCAGUGCUAGAGGUCAAGCCCGAGACAGACAAGAUGGGCGUGAGUAUGAUAGAGACAGAUGUGUCAGUCGAGUUCGCGCCGCCUGUUGGCUACGUCGAGCCGAAGAAGCCCACCGGGAGCGGAACCAGCACACCAAGAAGCACGCGCGGCGGUGUUCCCGCUGGCGGCAUGCUGCAUAGUCAAGGCACCAUGGCGCAGGCAAUCAACUACGAUUCUAUCGCCCCUUCAGCUGCUGGCGCAGCGGCGUCAAACUUCAUGGGGCUGGGACAGAAGAUUGGCUCUAAGAAGGGAAGCAAAGCUCCCACUCCAAAGCCGGCUACUCCAGUUGCUGGAACUUCGACAAACAACGAUCCCUCUGCCACCCUACGGAGAAGUAAUGGCCCCAUGCCGCUCCGCCUUCCCCCGAACAAAUUGUUCCUAGGUUAUGAGAUCAUCCCCGUCAAGACCAAAGAGCAAAAGGAGCAGGAGAAUGAAGACGCUCAGAGACCUCAUUUUGCCGGUCAGGGCCAGACCCUCCGAGGAGCUGUCAAGAGAAAGGGCGACGUUGGCGAGCAGCCAAAAGCCCCCGAGAAAAAGACUUACGAGGCCCGUAGAUUGGACGGUAAGAAGGCUUGA